Messenger RNA from Aphis gossypii (cotton aphid), 595 nucleotides. RefSeq lists its product as uncharacterized. Bases 16 to 501 code for a protein of 161 amino acids. Lineage: Eukaryota; Metazoa; Arthropoda; Insecta; Hemiptera; Aphididae. The transcript has 2 exons. The record is from RefSeq and is a predicted model, not a curated record.
ACAACUCUACAAGAUAUGGAAUCUUAUUACGACAUUUUAAAAACUUCACGAGCUCAUUUAAAAGCAGAUGGGAAACCUAAAACCUCAAAGUUUCAUAAAUGGACGAAUGUUGUAAAACCUCUAUACGAUAGAAUGAAAAAUGAGGAAAAGCAAUUAAACGAAGAAAUAGAUAAAAUUAAUAACUCAAGAAAUCCUCGAUUAAGUUUAGCACAAAUUACCGAUCAUUUAUCUAGAUCUAACGCUAAACCAAACAGUUCUAUGACUACAGAUCCAAAGAAUGAAAAAAUGUUUAAUUUUACUGCAACCCCAAAGGUUAAGAGAGGUUCUGGUUUAUAUAAAGAUGUAAUACCUCAAACACAAUUAGUUUAUUAUGACGAUCCGAAUGAACUAGUAACUAGAUUAAAUCUUCUAACAUCAUCACAAAAUGUUGGUAAUACUGGUGUCAAUAAUGAAAUUAUAUCAAUUUUAGAAGAAUUACGCGAGAGAAAUAUUAUAGUAUAAUGACAAUCUUAACCAGUUUAGCUGAGGAGUUACAUGGACCAGCGAGAAAAAUAUUUCCUAGACGAAGCGUAGUAACACGGUUUAAAGAUGAUCU